GUUUAAAUUAAAUUAAACCUUGGUGAACUUUUGCUGUGUGCGAUUUUAUUUCUACAAGUGCAAGAAUUCAUACAAAUUAAUUCUGUGGCAUUCGAGUCGACAUAAUGGUGAUUGUGCAAUCAAAUAUCGUUACGUCCAACAGCCGGAUCGGUCUCGAGUGGGACAUUAAUGAUCCCAAUGUGCCUCCGGUCUGCGAUGCCGACUUGAAUGAUUUUAACGAGUGGAGUGACGGUCAUUGUCGCUAUAUCUAUCGCUUAAUGGACGAACAGGCCAAACGACACACGUCCGGAUGGGCAAUGCGAAACACCAACAAUCACAAUGUUAGCAUCCUGAAGAAAAGCUGCCUGGGUGUAUUGGUUUGUUCGGCAAGAUGUGUCUUGCCAAAUGGAGAUAAAAUCACCCUGCGUCCUGCCAUAUGCGACAAGGCCAGACGGAAGCAACAGGGAAAAGCAUGUCCCAAUAGAUUAUGCAUUGGGGGCGUUUUGGAAAUCCAGCCUUGCCGAGGUCAUUGUGGAUAUCCUGUGACACAUUUUUGGCGCCACACGGCAAACGCAAUCUUCUUCCAAGGCAAAGGUGUGCACGAUCAUCCUCGGCCGGAAUCGAAGUCGUCUGGCGAAACGCGUAAAAUUCUGGGAAUCGGUCGACGUGAACGUGUUCUCAAAGCAAUCCAAUCAAAAGUUACUAAGAUUACCAACGUCAAACAAACCAAAAAAGUCACCAAACAACUGCUGGAAUCGGGCAAAAUACUACCCGCGCCGAACCAGCUUACCCGUGUAAAUCCGGAAAACAGUUACAGCAUAACUUUUCCAGGCAACUACAAAUCGAACUCCCAUUGCAACUAUGGGACAGUCACAGUACCCACCAAUCAACCAACUCAAAUUCCUCAAACCAUUCAAGAUUACAACCAAUCAUACUACUACGACAACUCGAGCUUUAUCCAUCCGGAGGAAAUAUUCCAACUGGAUCAACCCAUUCGGCCAACCAACAAAUACCCGAGCAACUCAAACACCAGCAUUCACACGCUCGGAAGCUCCCCACCUACGGUUCUCGACAUGGAAAGUGGUAACAUCUACAAGAACACUCUGGCCAACUCAGAAUAUGGCUGCCGAUACUUUGACUGUGUCAAGUACGAAACAAAUAGCACCGACACAGAUACUGCUAGUCUGACCAGUGGUUCCAGCGUGUUUGACGACUUCUCCUACUACUCCAGUCCUCAAAUCGAUUAUCACGGUGUCAAUACGAAUAACAACAACGCCACACUCCCCGACAUGAACAAAAUCAACCUGCGCCUCUGCGACGACAUCAAUUCGUUCUUUAUUGGCCAAUCGAGUUGCGUGUCGCAAAGCAAACUCACUGAUAGCAUAACUGACGGGUCGGCGGCAGCCAAUCAGCUGGUGGAGAACUUUUGCUACGAAAAUUACAGCAAUUCCGCAUCACCAAACGCGACGGCAAUGAUGCUGCCGUACGGUGGUUACAGUGAAGCUUCCAGUGGGGAUGCUCUCGUCCCCAAUGCUGCCGCAGAACAGACGACGAUCGCUGCCGAUAGCUGGUGGAAUGGUUCCACUGCUAGUGGCAAUAGUAGCAAUUACGCAUCAAUGGCGGUGUCGGCGACGGCGGGCUGGAAUCAUCUCGAUACCGUCGCUAAUGGUAGCAGCCAUCCGCAGCAGCAGUACUAUCUGAUGGAACAGGCAGAUUAUCUGAGUUAAGUGUGAAAUAGAGGUAAUAUGUGUUGAUUAACAAUGGACAAAUUGUCGUUGAAAGGCAUUAAAGAACGACCUUUUUGCUGUUGAAAUGUUGAGUUUGUUGAUGAAAGGGAGUAAGUAGACGAAAGCGCUCACAUGCAGCUAAUCAAAAACCAUUGCAUCGGAUCGGAUGAAUUAAGUUUUAACAUGUGUACCAGUGUAGUAAGACUUAAGUUUUAUUUUGAAACAAUAUUUAGAUAUUAUUUGUCUGCCCAGUACUGAUUAUAACUGUCUUAAUAGAAGAAGUGAAAAUGUUUCCAAAUGUAAUAAGAGGUUACAAAAAUAAUGUUUUGUUGAAACAAUUCUAGUCAUAUGUAUUUUUAAUAGUGAAUAAAGAUGUCAGAAAUUAUUUGAAA
This is a messenger RNA of Topomyia yanbarensis, 2098 nucleotides long. RefSeq names its product transcription factor glial cells missing-like. Gene Ontology annotation, molecular function: DNA-binding transcription activator activity, RNA polymerase II-specific; RNA polymerase II cis-regulatory region sequence-specific DNA binding. The record is from RefSeq and is a predicted model, not a curated record. The transcript has 3 exons. NCBI's taxonomy places the organism in Eukaryota, Metazoa, Arthropoda, Insecta, Diptera, Culicidae. The coding region runs from base 105 to 1706 and encodes 533 amino acids. Gene Ontology annotation, cellular component: nucleus. Gene Ontology annotation, biological process: gliogenesis; regulation of transcription by RNA polymerase II.